Molecule: messenger RNA, 2186 nt
Organism: Vigna radiata var. radiata (mung bean)
Lineage: Eukaryota; Viridiplantae; Streptophyta; Magnoliopsida; Fabales; Fabaceae
Product: homeobox-leucine zipper protein ROC2-like
Exons: 8
Coding region: 795-2096 (433 amino acids)
Molecular function (GO): lipid binding
Source: RefSeq, a predicted model, not a curated record
UUAAAAAAGAUAGAAAUAUUGGGGAAAGAAUGAGUUUAUGUAUUAUUCACGGUGAAAGAAAACUAUUUUACAAUGGAAGCAUAACCUUCCUAGAUGAGGAUAUAACCCUUCUCUGCAAACAAUAUGUUUGACUCUAUCACAAAAUACUCAGAUACCCCCCUACACAGUAAAAGAACUCUAUUUAUAUUCACUCUGACCGCUUCCCCCUUUACAACCGACACCUCCACACCCUUAACUCCUAAACCCAUCUAUUAUAUCAUCCUAUAUCCUAACAUUACACCCCCUUUCCAAACAACCUUGUCCUCAAGGUUGGAAAAAAAAAACUGGGUCGCUUGGCUCUUCUACAUCAUUUUGUUUUCAUCUAAAGAUAGUUAACAAUUUUUUUCUCUUCUUCCAACUCCAAAACUUUUUUUCUGUAAUGAUGCUUUGUGGCAAAUUUUCUCUCAGCUAGAACCCAAGGUAGUGGGUCUGCAACACUGACCAUAAUUCCACUUUCUCACAAAGUGGAGGCAAAUUUUCUCUCUCCCGGAACCCAAGGUAGUGAGUCUGCAACACCACUUGCAGCUAUGCUCCCUGCUCCCCCGUCAAAUCAGCUUGCCACUCAUCUUCCACUUGUUUCCCCACUUGGUCCCGUUUCCACACAAUUGCCCAUGCCUCAACAUUUAUUAAUUUUGACUCAACCAGCUGUCGGGAUACAGCUUGGUGACCACUUAUCCGAAUCCUUUUACCCUCUAGGUAACACACCAUGCUCAUCUCUUCCCAAUUAAUCAGUAAUUCUCCCAACUUGCCUAGCCAUGCAACACCUAAUAUGGCGUCGAGCUCGCCUAAAUCGAACGCAUAAAAUUCUUCGUCCAAGAUUUGAUGUUAUUCCACAGCAUGGUAAGAAUCAAUGGUCUGGGGUGUUUUACAAUAUUGUCUCAAAAGCGGCAAUAGUAGGAACUUUGUUAGGAGUGGAUGGAAGCUAUGAUAACAGAUUGCAGGUGAUGAGCGCAGAACUUCAUUUGCCUUCGCCUGUUUUAUUGACCAGGGAGUGUUAUUUUGGAAGGUACAGCAAGCAGUUAUCUCAUAACACAUGGGGGGUUGUAGAUGUAUCAUUGGAGAAAUUUCUUCCUUCCCCAACCACCAAUUUUCGGAAAAAACCAUCUGGAUGUUUGAUUAAGUUAAUGCCUAAUGGACACUCUAAGGUCACAUGGGUGGAGCAUGUAGAAGUAGAAGAUAAUCAAGUGGACCAUUAUUUCCAGUCUCUAUUCACCUCCACUCUAGCUUUUGGCGCAAGCCGUUGGAUUAAUUCCUUAAUUCGAUAUGGUGAAUGGUUACAAACUCUAUUCGUAACACCGUUGGUUGCUGAUGAAGGAGUUUUUAUAGCACAAAUGGGGAAGACCAGUUUGCUGCAACUGGCAGAUAGAAUGAUGAAAACAUUUUGUGGAAACGUGAGUUCCACCGCAGACAAUCCGUGGACCCAAAUGGCUCAUUCCCCAUACGUGAGAAUCAUGGUGAAGAAUAACAUGGGAGAAGCUGGAAAGCCUCCAGGUACAUCCGUUGUUUUCACAACUUCUGUUUGGCUUGAUGUCUCCCGGACUCGACUGUUCAACUUCCUCCGCCAUGGGAAUUCCAGAACCAAGUGGGAUUUACUUUCACGUAGACAUAAUAUUCGAGAGUUUGCUUCAAUGCUGAAGGGUGAAAAUCCAGGAAAUCGUGUUUCCCUGAUGAGUGCCCAUAAUUCACAGGGCAAGCUUGUAAUCUGUUUUCUGCAAGAGAGUUACACAGACUCAACAGGUUCGUAUAUAGUGUAUGCUCCACUGGAUGAGUCAGCUGUGGCAGCUCUUAUACACGGAGCCAACCCUGACAAAGUGAUGAUCCUACCAUCAGGAUUUAGCAUUCUUCCUGAAAGGUUGCAUGGAGAUGAAGAUAGAAACAGUCGAAGUCUUCUAACUAUUGCAUUCCACAUAGUUGAAAGUACCACUAAUGAGCCAUAUCUCGCUCCUGAAUCAAUCGAAACCAUUUACAAAGUCAUUUCAGAUACUGUUUACUCUAUAACAAACUCAGUGCUGUAUCAUAAUCAUCGCAACAAUUGGAUGGAUGAUUCAAAUUUCUAGUUACUUCCUAAAUGACUUUGCUUUGGAGCUUUGCAUUUGAUGUGAGAAAAUAUUUAAUGCAGUGUUUAUGAAUGUUUUCGCUCUUUCACG